This is a messenger RNA of Cynocephalus volans (Philippine flying lemur), 984 nucleotides long. RefSeq names its product UTP23 small subunit processome component (gene UTP23). The transcript is spliced from 3 exons. Gene Ontology annotation, molecular function: small ribosomal subunit rRNA binding. The record is from RefSeq and is a predicted model, not a curated record. NCBI's taxonomy places the organism in Eukaryota, Metazoa, Chordata, Mammalia, Dermoptera, Cynocephalidae. Bases 87 to 830 code for a protein of 247 amino acids. Gene Ontology annotation, cellular component: nucleolus; small-subunit processome.
AGAAGCCGGCCCUGUGGGUGUCAGGGAGUACGUGAGGCGUUUGCUGCCGCUUCCUGGUCCGGUGGCUUCGGCCCGGUAAACCAGGCAUGAAGAUCACGAGGCAGAAACAUGCCAAGAAGCAUCUUGGCUUCUUCCGCAACAAUUUUGGAGUCCGCGAACCAUACCAGAUCCUACUGGAUGGCACUUUCUGUCAGGCGGCUCUGCGGGGCCGCAUCCAGCUGCGGGAGCAGCUGCCCCGCUACCUCAUGGGGGAGACGCAGCUGUGUACCACUAGAUGUGUGUUAAAAGAGUUAGAAACAUUGGGGAAAGACUUAUAUGGGGCAAAACUGAUUGCACAAAAAUGCCAAGUUCGAAAUUGUCCCCAUUUCAAGAAUGCAGUGAGUGGCUCAGAAUGUCUGCUUUCAAUGGUUGAAGAGGGAAAUCCUCAUCAUUAUUUUGUGUCAACACAGGAUCAGAAUUUGUCUGUGAAAGUAAAGAAAAAGCCUGGAGUUCCUCUCAUGUUUAUUAUUCAGAACACUAUAGUCUUGGACAAACCUUCUCCUACAACAAUUGCCUUUGUUAAAGCGGUAGAGUCAGGACAGCUUGUCUCAGUGCAUGAGAAACAAAGUAUUAAGCAACUCAAAGAGGAGCAGGGUUUGGUGAAAAACCCUGAACAGAGAAGAAAAAAGCGCAAGAAAAUAAGUGGCCCCAAUCCUCUUAGCUGUUUGAAGAAAAAGAAAAAAGCACAGGACACAAAAUCACCUGCUUCUGGAAAGAAAAGAAAGAGAAAAAGAAUCCGGAACAGAUCUACCUCAAAAGUGCUUUCUGAGAAGCAGAAUGCAGAAGGAUAAUGAAUCCUUUGGAUACUUUUAAAGACACUCAAAUGUGGAAAGUGUAUUUAUUUUUAAAACUUUAGAAGUAUUUACAAUAAAAGACUAAACAUUUUUGUAAAUGAAUAUUGACCCAUAUGCCUUUGCCUAAAAUUAUUUGUAAAAUAAAGAGUGG